UUAAACAAAAAUAGGCAGCCAAUAACGUCAGCUGUCAAUAAUUGAAUAAAAACAAAGCAUGAUUAAUUAUGGAAUUAGUUUUUUUCUUCCCAAUCUGGAUAGGCAUAUGAUCGUUUUUAUUAAGAUGAUAAACUAAAACAUGUUUUCUAUUGAAUUUUUCAGCAAGUUAUUGAAUGUGUGAUUUAUCUGCAAGCAUUUUUCUCAUGAAUCGCAGCUUUUAUUGUGUUGAGAUAUUUAUAUUGAUGAUCUUGUAUUAUAUUGGAGGAAAUUCGCCACCUAAAAGUAUCUUCAAAUGUUCUAGAAUUAAGUCAAGAUUGGUACGUUUAAUUAUAAAUAAGAGAGUUUCUCCUGUGCUCAACCGAUACAAGCUCAAUUUUCCUUUAACUUGCCCUUUCCACAAUGAUCGUGAUAUUUUGUGGUGGCCUGAUAUACAGUUUCACUUUCAAGAUGGCCAGUGGAUUUGCCCUUAUUGUGGACAGAUAUUUCCAUCAGAGAUAACACUUACGGAACACUGGGAUUCUGAACAUAUGGAUAAUGAGAUUGAAGAUGCUGUGUGCUUAGCAAAUUUUUGUGACAUAUUUCGAUGUGAAGUUAUUUUAGCAGCAUUGGAAGUAGAAAAGAAUACAUACGCAUGGGAAAAAAUUAGCAAAUUUCAAUAUCCUCUUAAUAGAGCUCCUUGUGAUGAAAAGAAAAUGAGGUCACUUCAAAAAAAGUGCAAAGUUAUAAUGAGACACUGCUUGCUAGGACUUUUGUCUUCACUAUCAACUAAAGAUUUUCAAGAUAUUGAAGGUAAGUAUCGGACACUAAUUUCAUAGUUAAGUCUUUUCUUUGUUAAAAGUUAUCCUCUAU
Molecule: messenger RNA, 849 nt
Organism: Parasteatoda tepidariorum (common house spider)
Lineage: Eukaryota; Metazoa; Arthropoda; Arachnida; Araneae; Theridiidae
Source: RefSeq, a predicted model, not a curated record